GAUAUAGCAAAAAGAAAGAAAAAAAACAGAAAUGGUGAUGAAGGUAUAUGGAGAUGAGAUGUCAGCGUGCGUGGCACGUGUUCUUCUCUGCCUUCACGAGAAGGACACUGAGUUCGAGCUUGUCCCCGUCAAUCUCUUUGCUUGCCACCACAAGCUCCCUUCUUUCCUCUCCAUGAACCCCUUUGGCCAAGUUCCAGUUCUACAAGACGACGACCUUACCCUUUUUGAGUCGAGGGCAAUCACGGCAUAUAUAGCAGAGAAACACAAAGACAAAGGAACGGAUUUGACAAGACACGAAGACUCUAAAGAAGCAGCGAUUGUGAAGCAAUGGUCGGAAGUGGAAGCACACCACUUCAACCCUGCGAUCUCCGCCGUCAUCCACCAGCUCAUCGUCGUGCCUCUGCAAGGCGAGAAAUCACCCGACGCAGCCAUCGUGGAGGAGAAUCUGGAGAAGCUAGAGAAAGUGCUCGACGUGUACGAAGAGAGGCUCGGGAAGACGAAAUACUUGGCCGGAGAUUCUUACACGCUCGCUGAUCUCAACCAUGUUCCCUACACUUACUACUUCAUGAAGACGAGUCACGCCGGUUUGGUCAACGACCGUCCUAAAGUCAAGGCGUGGUGGGACGACCUUUGCUCUCGUCCGGCUUUCCUUAAAGUCUCUCCUGGCUUGACCGUUAUUCCGGUAACCAACUGAUCUCAAAGACUCUCUCUCUCUCUCUACAUCGAUCUUUUUUGUCUUUUUAUU
Eutrema salsugineum is the source of this 745-nucleotide messenger RNA. Its product is annotated as glutathione S-transferase F13. The coding region runs from base 32 to 694 and encodes 220 amino acids. Gene Ontology annotation, molecular function: glutathione binding; glutathione transferase activity. Gene Ontology annotation, cellular component: cytoplasm. The record is from RefSeq and is a predicted model, not a curated record. Lineage: Eukaryota; Viridiplantae; Streptophyta; Magnoliopsida; Brassicales; Brassicaceae. The transcript is spliced from 3 exons.